Histoplasma mississippiense is the source of this 4056-nucleotide messenger RNA. RefSeq lists its product as hypothetical. The record is from RefSeq and is a predicted model, not a curated record. Gene Ontology annotation, molecular function: antiporter activity. Gene Ontology annotation, biological process: proton transmembrane transport; peroxisome organization. The coding region runs from base 1 to 4056 and encodes 1351 amino acids. Lineage: Eukaryota; Fungi; Ascomycota; Eurotiomycetes; Onygenales; Ajellomycetaceae. Gene Ontology annotation, cellular component: peroxisomal membrane. The transcript is spliced from 9 exons.
AUGGAAAAGACAAAGGAAGCUGUCAAGGAUGUAUUUGGACCAGUAAAUCCACGAGAGGAUAUCACGCAGGAAAGGUUAUCCGAAUUGACACUCGCUGUACGGAAGAGGAUUGAAGGUGCUACGGAGGAAGAGCGAAAAUCUACCAUGUGGCUACCAUAUCUCCUCCCCUCGCGGGAUCAGGAGAAUUACGUCCUGGAGGAAUCUGGCGUCCUCUCGGCUUCGGAAGCCUCGUCACCACAAAGCAAUUCCAGCCUCCGCCAUCUCCUAGAUGAGACCUCCGACCUCAUCGACUCCCCACAAUUCAGCCAAAUAUUUACCCUUCUCAACAACGAAGCCUUCUCCACCCUAAUCGAUAAAAACUGCGCCAUCGAAGCCUUCAAUAAUCCCCUUCCUUCUCACCACCACUCAUCCUCCACGCCACAGCACCAUCAGCAGCAACAACACCUGCAAAAUUUCUCCUCAUCCGUGACCCUCACUCCGGCCACGUACACCUCCGCCCCCACUACACCCUCUAAGGCCAAGCUCGCAACUAUCCUCGCCGUAAUCGCGCGCCAAGCCCAUGUCAUCGGAAACGGCACCAAACCCCCCAAUGACUACCUCACAGCCAUGGAACAAGGCGUGCGCGAACUAGAAGCCUUCGCCGCCGUUGUCUAUAGCACCAACUUCGCUGACGUGACGCUACCUCUCCGCGGCUCGGACAAGGAGGACUGUUCGAUUUGGUCGGGAGAACACUUUCCCUCAGCGACGGCUACUAGUGGAAAUGCUGACAAUGCCAAUAAUGCGUCGCGCCAGGGUUCAAGUGGUUCCCCUGCACCGAGGGCGGACGUUGGCGAGUUGGGCAGCGGCGGGAAAGGUGACGUGGCGGAUAUAGGGGGUGAGGAGAGCGCUGAUGCCCUGGGGAUCCAACAGCGUGAGCAUCCGUCGGUGCCGCCCGCUGGUGGGGGUAAUGAUGACGGUGACGGCGAUGGCACUCCGAGUUUUGAGAAAGUGUGGGGGAGAGCGGUUGAGCAACAGCAGCAGCAACAGCAGGCUCUUCUUCCCGCUGCAUUGCACUGCACCGCACCAGAGCAAUUGCUUAGACCCCCGACUGAAAAAUCGAGCGACAUUGGCGCAAUCAAGUCAUUCCGAAACAUGAGAACGAUCGCCCAUAUGUAUGGGCGCAAGUCCACCUGUGGAUGGCAUCGAAACAAAUCCCCCGCCAUAAAUCAAGCCAAGUCACGCCGGCGGGCCAAGUCCCCGAAGUCAGGCGGGAAAAGGCCAGGCUUGGCGUUCAUGAGCCUCGCUUGGACUCUUCCACGCGGAUGGACAUCGCAAGCCAACUACCAACAACCAGCCAACAACCAGCCAACCAUCACACGCCUUAUCGCAUGGUGGGGGUUUCGAGGUCGUCGCUGGUGGAUCAUGGCUUCAGUUACAACCACGACUGCGAUGGCUUCCCCAACACCUACAGUGAGGGCAACUCCUCAGGGAGGGAUUUUUGACCAUUCUAAUCCGUCGAAAUAUGACCCCAAGAACCCCAUCACUCUCUUCAUCAUUCAAGCAGGCCUUAUCAUUAUCAUAUGCCGGGCUCUCCAUUACCCUCUCUCAAAGAUUCGCCAGCCUCGGGUCAUAUCUGAGGUUAUUGGUGGCAUUAUUCUAGGUCCGUCAGUCAUGGGAAGGAUACCUGGAUUCCGUGCUGCGAUCUUCCCGGAUGAAUCGAUACCCAAUCUCAAUCUCGUGGCCAACCUAGGACUGGUUCUUUACCUGUUUAUGAUUGGCGUUGAAACAAAUAUGCGCUCCAUGUUGAGCAAUUGGAGGGUUGCCGUAAGUGUGUCUGCAGCGGGAAUGGUCCUACCGUUCGGGUUCGGCUGUGCAGUUUCAUAUGGCUUGUACAACGAAUUCAGAGACGACCCAUCUCUGACCCCGAUCAGUUUUGGAACCUACGCUCUCUUCAUUGGUAUCGCAAUGGCUAUCACGGCCUUCCCUGUCCUCUGCCGUAUCCUAACGGAGCUUGAACUCCUCAACACGACAGUAGGCGAGAUCGUGCUUUCUGCUGGAGUCGGUAACGACAUUGUUGGCUGGAUUCUCCUCGCCCUCUGCGUUGCUCUUGUCAACGCAAGUACUGGACUGACUGCCCUUUGGGUCUUGCUGACUUGUGUUGGAUUCGUCCUAUUCUUAACUUUCGCUGUUCGGCCCGUGUUCAUCUGGUACCUGAAGCGUACUGGCAGUCUACAUAAUGGCCCUGAUCAGUCUGUGGUCGCGCUGACUUUACUUCUCGCACUGGGUGCUGCAUUCUUUACUCAGGUUAUAGGUGUGCACGCAAUUUUUGGUGCGUUUUUAGUCGGACUCAUCUGCCCGCAUGAAGGAGGGUUUGCCAUAAAGACCACGGAGAAGAUCGAAGAUUUAAUCGGAGCCAUCUUCCUUCCUCUAUACUUUGCGCUUUCUGGGCUUAACACUAAUAUUGGGCUGCUGGAUACCGGAAUAAUCUGGGGUUACGUGAUCGCUGUUAUCGUCAUUGCUUUUGUAGCUAAAGUCUCUGGAGGGAUGCUUGCGUCUCGACUGAAUGGUCUUGUUUGGAGGGAAAGUGCUGCUAUUGGCGUAUUAAUGAGCUGUAAGGGGUUGGUUGAACUUAUUGUCCUGAACAUCGGUCUUCAAGCGAAAAUUCUCAGCAGCCGAACUUUUACGAUAUUCGUCGUCAUGGCGCUUGCUACUACAUUUGCUACGACACCGCUUACUCUUUAUCUGUACCCGGAGCCGUAUCGAGAUAGAAUGGAGAGGUGGAGGCGCGGCGAGAUCGACUGGGAUGGAAAUGAAAUCUCGUCUGAGAGUGACCCUUCAGGUAGUUCAGGUAUCGCCCAGCAGAAAGCACGAGGUUCAUCUACCCAGAAGCUCCUCGUUUAUUUACGACUCGACAACUUGGCAGGGCUGUUUACCUUUGUCUCUCUGUUGGGUCUUGGAGAUGAUACAAAAACUACUAGCAGUAAGGUCCACCAUCGCCAUGAGGACCGGAAAAACGAGAUCCCCGCCAGCAAAGAACGCCCUGUGGAAGUUCAUGGGCUUCGUUUAAUUGAACUUACGGACCGUGAUUCUAGUGUAAUGAAGGUAUCAGAAGUUCGUGAUUACAGCUUCAGCGACCCAAUCCUGAAUACGUUCAGGACCUUUAGCCAGCUGAACACACUUGUUGUGUCUGGUGCUGUCGUUAUUUCUCCUGAGCACGCGUACGCCGAGACCAUUGUCAACAAGGCUCGUGAUCUCUCAUCAGAUUUUAUUCUUCUUCCUUGGAGCGAAACAGGGGUCAUGAGUGAACAUCAGAUUCUCCUCUUCGACGAUAAAACAGAAAAAUUCUCGAGCGGACCUCAUGCUGCAUUUGUGUCUAAUGUCUUGAAACAGGCGAAAUGCCCUGUUGGAGUUUUUGUUAACAAAGGGUUUGGCGGACCACAGUUAACCAGGCCGCAACCUGGACAUUUGAGCCGUUCCAUGAGCGGUACUAGUGUUUAUAAAGCAACCGACAUUACGUUGUCUCCGGCUCUGAACCAAGGACACCAUAUUUUCUUUCCUUACCUUGGGGGUGCAGAUGAUAAAGUUGCACUCCGCCUCGUCCUCCAGCUAGCUAAAAACACAGCCGUAACUGCUACGAUUUUGCAUGUUGAUACAAACGAUGAAACUAGCGCCGCCUCUCCUGCGCAAGGAGGUCCCAAUACGCCAUCAACUUCAACCUGUCAGGAUAAGGAUACUGAUAAUUCCUUCUUUAAUACCCUCCGUGAUUCCAUACCAGAGGCACUCAGUUCCCGUGUGAUUUUCCAGGAUCUUACAACAGCGCCAGCAACUAUAGUCACUGCUGUCCUCGACGCCGCAAAAGCUGACGUUGGAAAUUCGAAGGAAAAUACCGGCGACCUGGUCAUCGUCGGCCGUAGUAACGUGGUCACUGGCACACUGACAUCCGCAGGACUGUCGUCCUCAGGAGAGAUCGGUUCGGAAGCAAAGAGGGCACUCGGUGCGCUUGGCGAGGCGAUGACGUCAACGUCGAAUGCCGUCCAAGCGAGUGUGCUUGUAGUGCAGGCUGGUCCGAACGUAUAA